This is a messenger RNA of Neltuma alba, 1725 nucleotides long. Its product is annotated as beta-fructofuranosidase, cell wall isozyme-like. NCBI's taxonomy places the organism in Eukaryota, Viridiplantae, Streptophyta, Magnoliopsida, Fabales, Fabaceae. Bases 1 to 1725 code for a protein of 574 amino acids. The transcript has 7 exons. Gene Ontology annotation, molecular function: hydrolase activity, hydrolyzing O-glycosyl compounds. Gene Ontology annotation, biological process: carbohydrate metabolic process. The record is from RefSeq and is a predicted model, not a curated record.
AUGGCUGUCUAUCAGAUCCGUGUAUUCGCGAUCUUCUAUUACAUUCUUGGGCAUUGUGUUUUUAUUAAUAACAUUGAAGCCACCCACCAACUUUACAGAAACCUUCAAAGUGUGUCUUCUUCUUCUUCCUCCUCAAAUCAACCUUACAGAACUGCUUACCACUUCCAACCUCCCAAGAAUUGGAUAAACGAUCCCAAUGGACCAAUGAGAUACAAAGGUUUAUACCAUUUGUUCUAUCAAUACAAUCCCAAAGGCUCUGUUUGGGGGAACAUUGUGUGGGCUCACUCUGUAUCAAAUGAUCUUGUAAAUUGGACCCCACUUGACUUAGCCAUCUACCCAUCUCAGCCGUCUGAUAUCAACGGAUGCUGGUCAGGAUCCGCCACAAUUCUUCCAAAUGGCAAACCUGCCAUCCUAUACACAGGAAUUGACUCAAAUAACCAACAAGUUCAAAACUUGGCCUUACCCAAAAAUGCCUCGGACCCAUUCCUUUCAGAAUGGGUUAAGAACCCAAAGAACCCCUUAAUGGCUCCAACUACGGCUAACAAAAUCAAUUCUAGCUUAUUCAGAGAUCCCACCACUGCUUGGUUAGGCAAAGAUGGGUACUAUAGAGUCCUAAUUGGGAACCAAAAAGAGACUACAGGCAGGGCACUCUUAUAUAGAAGUAAAGAUUUUGUGAACUGGGUUGAAGCCAAACAUCCUCUUUACUCAGCUAAAGGCACUGGAAUGUGGGAGUGUCCUGAUUUCUUUCCAGUUUUGUCUAAAUCCAUGUCUGGCAUUGAUACAUCUGUCAAUGGACCUAAUGUUAGGCAUGUGCUUAAGGUUAGUUUGGGUAGUAAAUUGCACGAUUACUAUAUGAUUGGGAGUUAUGAUGUGAAGAAGGACAAGUUUCUUCCAGACACGGGGUUGCAGAGUAUCGAAUCUGUCUCGAGGUAUGAUUAUGGAAAAUAUUAUGCCUCCAAAACGUUUUAUGAUGAUGCAAAGAAGAGAAGGGUCCUGUUAGGCUGGGUCAACGAAUCCUCAAGUGUUGCAGAUGAUAUCAAGAAAGGAUGGUCAGGGAUCCAUGCAAUUCCAAGGGCAAUUUGGCUUCACAAGUCGGGGAAACAGUUGGUGCAAUGGCCAGUGGUUGAAAUUGAGAGGCUUCGGGCAAACCCAAUCAGCUGGCCAAUCAAAGUGCUCAAGGCUGGUCGACAUCUCCAAGGCACUGGUGUCACUGCUGCACAAGCUGAUGUUGAAGUUUCAUUUGAAGCAAAGGAGUUUGAGAAGGCAGAAGUAUUGGAAAAUUGGAUGGACCCCCAAGUUUUGUGCAGCAAAAAGGGUGCAUCAGUAAAAGGUGGAUUAGGACCUUUUGGCUUGCUUGCUUUUGCUUCAAAGGACUUGAAAGAAUACACUGCUGUCUUCUUUAGAAUCUUCAAACACCAACACAAACCUUUGGUCCUUUUCUGUAGUGAUCAAAGCAGGUCUUCAUUGAAUAACAUCAAUGAUCUCACCACUUAUGGCACCUUCCUUGAUGCUGACCCUUAUCAGAAGAAUCUGUCACUUAGAAGCUUGAUUGAUCACUCAGUAGUGGAGAGUUUUGGAGAAGGCAAGGCAGUGAUCACAUCAAGAGUCUACCGAACAUUGGCAAUCAAUGAUGAGGCUCACCUUUAUGCCUUCAAUUAUGGUGCUGCUGAUGUUAAGAUCACCAGAUUGAAUGCUUGGAGCAUGAAGAAAGCACAAAUCAACUGA